UCUGUUUGGUCGGACACGGACACACGGGGAUGUGGCUGCUGUCGGUUCUGGUGCCGCUCGUCAGGCUGUAUCUGUGCGGAGUGAAAGUUCUUCUCUAUCAGAUGUUCAACAGAUCUUUGACGCUUCCAGUCUUACCCAAGCAAAAUGGAAGGGUUGCCAUUGUGACUGGGGGUACCAGAGGAAUGGGUUUUGAAACAGCGAGACACCUGGCAAGCCUGGGCAUGCAUGUUGUCAUAGCUGGGAACGAGAAAGAAGAGGGCACAGCGGCCGUCAAGAGGAUUCAUGAAGAAGGCGGCAAGGGAAAAGCUGAGUUUAUGUUCCUGGACCUGACCUCGCUGAAAUCUGUGCGACAGUUUGUUCAGACGUUCAAAGCCAGAGGUCUCCCCCUCCAUGUUCUGGUUAACAACGCUGGAACCAUGCUGGUCCCAGAGACACAGACGCAGGACGGCUUUGAGUUCCACUUUGAGCUCAACUACCUCGGCCACUUCCUGCUGACCAACCUGCUGCUGGACGUGCUGAAGAAGUCGGGGAAACAUGGAUGCUGCUCCAGAGUCGUCACAGUGUCUUCUGCUACACACUACGGAGGAGUUAUGGACAUGGACGACUUAAACAGCAAGAGAUGCUACACCUCCCUUGGUGCCUACUCUCAAAGCAAACUGGCUCUGGUCCUCUUCACUUAUUACCUGCAGGAGCAGUUGACCGCCAGCGGCUUCCCAGUGACCGCCAACGCCGUGGACCCCGGCAUGGUGGACACAGCGCUGUACGACAACCUGUGGAGCCUCACGCAGACGCUAAAGAAACCAGUGGCCAAGCUGCUGUUCAGGACUCCAGCCGAAGGAGCAUCCAUGUCUAUCUACGCUGCAGCCGCCUCUGAGAUGGAGGGCGUGGGCGGCUGUUACCUAUACAACGGCAAGAAGAAGCAGUCCUCCGACAUCUCCUACGACUCUGAGCUCCAGGCCGAGCUGUGGAAGAAGAGCUGCCAGCUGGUGGGCCUUCAGGUGGCCUGACUCUCCCUGACAGGUCGACAUCCUCCAGCAUCAUCUGAGAGAUCUGGAACUGACUGAUAAGGCACCACCUCCCAAGCCACUAAGAAGAACGAAGCAACUAAAAGGACUCUUAGUGACUCUCAGUGGCUCACGACGAGAAAUCCCAGAGACAAACUAACGAGUAUGUUCAUCA
This is a messenger RNA of Larimichthys crocea (large yellow croaker), 1179 nucleotides long. Its product is annotated as dehydrogenase/reductase SDR family member on chromosome X. NCBI's taxonomy places the organism in Eukaryota, Metazoa, Chordata, Actinopteri, Sciaenidae. The transcript is spliced from 7 exons. The record is from RefSeq and is a predicted model, not a curated record. The coding region runs from base 30 to 1007 and encodes 325 amino acids.